CACUGGGUGAGUUGCGGCCUUGCGGGAAGGGCGGUCGUGAGUCUGCCGCUAGAGUCUGACGAGAAGACGAAUUCGCAGGCAGGCAGCAACGCUGUUUAGCUGUCAAAAAUAAAUUGCAAUUUUUUAUUCAACCUCCUCAUCCUCUAAAUGGCCGAUUUUUUAAAGUCAGCUGCUAACUAUUUUACAGCAAGUAACAAUGGCGCUUCUGAGAAUCCUCUCAUUGGAGCUAUGGUCAAUGUCAAUUCGGUGCAGCUUCGGAUAAAACGUCAAAUUGGAGAAGGUGGAUAUGCUUUUGUUUUUAUUGCCCAAGAUGUACAGAGCAAUCAAGAUUACGCUUUGAAAAGACUCAUUGCAGCUGAUACCGAUGCUGUCAAAAGCAUUAUACAGGAAGUAGCAUUUUUGAAAAAACUAGCUGGUCAUCCUCAUGUGAUCAAUUUUAUUUCUGCCUGCUGUAAUGAUAGAGGAGGAGGUUCAAAAGAAUAUUUAGUGGUCACUGAACUUUGUUCAGGAGGAGCCUUGUUUGAUGCAUUGAGAGUACAAAACUCUCCAUUAACACCAGAAGAAGUUAGUUCAGUAUUUUGGCAAACAUGUAAAGCUGUUCAAGCCCUUCACACCCUGGAACAACCUAUAAUCCAUAGAGAUCUUAAAAUUGAAAAUUUGCUCCUCACUGCUGAUGGUGUUAUCAAAUUGUGUGACUUUGGGAGUGCUACAACCCAGCAACAUUUUCCUGGCCCUGAUUGGACGGCAUCUCAACGGGGUUUGCUUGAAGAAGAGAUGGCUAAACAUACUACACCAGUAUACCGUGCUCCUGAGAUGAUUGAUACUUGGAGCAAUUAUCCUAUCACGACCGCGGCAGACAUAUGGGCUUUAGGAUGCGUACUUUAUGUUCUAUGCUAUCAGACGCACCCUUUUGAAGAUGGAGCCAAAUUACGAAUCAUUAAUGGCAACUUUUCGUUGCCUAGCAAUGACGGUCGAUACGACAUCUUCCAUGACAUUAUCCGUGGAAUGCUAAAAGUUGAUCCACGUGCACGGUUAACUAUAAGUGAGGUACUUGAUCGUCUAGCAGCCAUUGGAGAAACGCGAGGAUACCAAAUGAAAUGUGGACUUAAGGUGAAUUUGCCCAGUCAAUCAGCCAUGCCACCGCCUUCUGCCCGCCCAAGUGCAUCUGUCGUUACCCAGUCAUCACCUCAGCCACCUCGUCGACCUCCACCACCAAAUCCAUCAGCUAAUCAGCUACACCAUAUCGCAACUCACCCUGCCCCAUCUAUGCAUUCAACGACAUCUUCUCAACCUACGAUGGGAUUAUUAUCAUCCUUGAAAGGAGGAGCGGGGAGCCUUUUUAAAAACUUGAAGGAUACAUCGACUAAAGUCAUGCAAACAGUGCAGCAAAGCAUGGCACGGUCAGAGCUUGAUCUUAGCUACGUUACAUCGCGAUUGAUUGUUACCUCAUUUCCAGCUGAAGGAAUUGAGUCAGCCUAUCGUCACCACAUUGACGAUGUACGAAAUGCUCUAGACACUCGCCAUGGAUCUCACUAUGCAGUCUACAAUGUUUCAGGACGUUCGUAUGCAUCCACCAAGUUCAACAACUUGAUUUGUUGUGGUUGGCCCCAGCGACAAGCUCCUUCAUUGAGAACUUUAUAUGCUUUGUGUAAGAGCAUGUAUAAUUACCUUGACCGCGACACUAAAAAUGUCUGUGUUCUUCACUGCAUGGAUGGAAAGGCAUCAUCGGCAGUGGUUGUAGCAGCACUCUUUCUUUACACUCAGUUAUUUCGUUCUAUCGAAGAGGCCCUACAAAUGUUUGCCGUUAAACGGUAUCCUCCCGGUCUUAACGCUUCACAGUAUCGAUAUCUUAAUUACUAUAUGAGUCUGCUGGUUGAACCUCAUCCUAUACGGCCGCAUCACAAGCCUGUCACUCUAGCGACUUUGACUUUAAGCCCAGUCCCAAUUUUUACCAAAAAUCGGGAUGGAUGUCGCCCAUAUGUUGAGAUCUUCCAAGGUGAUCAGCGACUUCUCUCAACACUGACUGAGUAUGAACGCAUGCGUGUUUAUCACGUUUCAGAAAAUAAGGUUACGCUACAACUAAACACAACUGUGUGUGGCGACAUUACUGUUGUUGUGUACCAUGCUCGCAAUACGCUUGGAGGUGUCGUACAGGGCAGACCGGCCGGGUUAAAGAUCUGUCAAUUCCAAAUCCACACAGGUUUCAUUCACGAGGAAGAAACGACUUUGCGAUUGCCCCGAAACCAACUUGAUGAAGUUGCCAUUACUACUGAGGGAGGAGACCUUCAUGGUCCCAAUUUCAUGGCCUCGCUUAGCUUUUUUGUACUUGAUCAAGAACGUACUGUUCAACCCGAACCUUGGGGCGCAGGCGAUAACAGUGUCAAGAAUGCGAUGGUGCUAUUCACAUCCCGAGAAGAAAUCAACGAAGUUUUCGACACAUUUUGCGAUGCAACCGGUAAUAACGCAAACGAUGUAGAAACGGCCUGUAAAUCGGUUCCUGUAAGGGAUACUGAUCAGUAUGCAGCGGAAAAAAUAUAUACUCCCAUUGUUGCUUCGACAAGUCCCAUUCGACCUUCUUCUCCUGUUCAGGAAAUAAAUGUGGAUCUGCUGAAUUUGGGAUCUGAAUCAACAAGUUCAGUGUUGGUAUCUAAUCAUUCUUCUGGCGUUGAAGAAGGCGAGUUAUUGAACUUAUCCUCCCAGACCUUCAGCAAUCUUUUAGUCGGAAGUCAAGGUGGCGGUAAUGGCGAUUUUCUUCAAGAUUUACUUCAAACAUCUAAAGAGACUUUGCCUGCAACCUCAACUUUUGUUCCAUCGUCCACUCCAGCUAAUCCCUUCUUCACUUUGGAUCCUUUCGAUCCCUUAGUGGGAGCUCCUGCAGGCGUGACUGCAGCUCCCAAUAAUUUGAGUUCUUCCAACAGCAUUGGCAAUUUCGCCACUGUUCAGCAAUCUCAACCGUCUGACGAAUCUCUAAUGGGUAACUGGGAUUCAAUCCUUAAACAGACACUGACUAGUGGAUCUCGCCCUGUGACACUACCCAGUAUUCCUCGCAAUUCGAGCACUCCUAAUUUGGAAGCUAAAGCAAAGGACCCACUUGCUGAUUUUGGGAACUUGAUUGGGCUUGCUGGAACGGCAAAUUCCAAUGCGACUAGAACUCCAACGUGGGGGUCAUCUGUGAAACCCAUUCCGCCUAUGAAUAUCGGGUUGGCGAAUCCACCUACCGGCUUCUCGAAUUUCCCCACAGUGGCUGCUGGCACGUCUUUGACGAGUCCGUCAACUUCGUUAAGUGGAUCACCGCUUCAUAAGCCACCAACUAUGUGGUCGAAUACGAACACUAUACCACAACAGGCCAGUCGGUCAAACCCAGUCUCCAAUUCUUCCACAUCAACAAGUACUUCUAUGCAGCAGCCCGUCAAAACACCCGGCGAAGGGCAACCUGAUUACUCUAGAACAAACUUUGACUCUGUUUUUGGCCGUAGUGAUUAUACCAAAGGAGGUGGUGGCUUACCUAGACCUAAAGUUGCUGGCGAUAUGUUUGGGGAUUUGCUGGGAACCCAGGGGUUUGAUUUCAGUAGCACCAAAAAAGAUUCUGGUCCCAAAACAAUCAACGCUAUGCGCAAGGAAGAAUUGGCCAAAGAUAUAGAUCCAGAUAAAAUGAAGAUUAUGGAAUGGACAGAGGGAAAGCAGCGUAAUAUCAGGGCUUUACUCUGCUCGCUCCAUACCGUUCUCUGGGAAGGCACUAAAUGGCAAGACGUGGGGAUGCACCAGCUAGUGUCGCACACGGAUGUCAAGAAAAUGUAUCGUAAGGCUUGCUUGGCAGUGCAUCCAGACAAACAGUCUGGAACUGACAACGAGAAAAUAGCAAAAAUGAUUUUUAUGGAACUGAACGACGCCUGGUCUGAAUUUGAAAACGACGUAACACAGCAAAAUAUGUUUCGAUAACAGAUACAUUCCUCCAUUCUUCAUAGUUUACGAGCGUUGAUUGUUCUAUUUACGUGUUUAUAAUUGUCUAGCAUUGGGUUAACUCAUACGAAACGCCCAUGAUCUAGUCGUAACUCGGAAUCGAUGUCUCUCCCUACCGUCCCAAGAUUUCCUUUCAAAUUCAGCUACAAUAGCUUACAUCACGUUUUUAGAACUUUUCCUCAGCCGCUUUUCUUCUUUCUUUUCCUUCUCCGUGAUUUUAAUUGUUCUCUUUCUGUUUCUUCUACGGAGAAGUCGUCUCGUUUUCUCUAACGAAGGCGGUAAUCUCCGCCCGGCUUAAGUUUAAUAGCUACCGGUUUUCAAGAAGUAAUACACGUGUCUGCAUCAUUA
Molecule: messenger RNA, 4308 nt
Organism: Daphnia pulicaria
Lineage: Eukaryota; Metazoa; Arthropoda; Branchiopoda; Diplostraca; Daphniidae
Gene: aux
Product: cyclin-G-associated kinase-like
Exons: 18
Coding region: 148-3939 (1263 amino acids)
Biological process (GO): protein phosphorylation; positive regulation of Notch signaling pathway; regulation of clathrin-dependent endocytosis
Cellular component (GO): cytoplasm
Molecular function (GO): AP-2 adaptor complex binding; ATP binding; protein serine/threonine kinase activity
Source: RefSeq, a predicted model, not a curated record